Molecule: messenger RNA, 3205 nt
Organism: Colossoma macropomum (tambaqui)
Lineage: Eukaryota; Metazoa; Chordata; Actinopteri; Characiformes; Serrasalmidae
Gene: hspa12a
Product: heat shock protein 12A
Exons: 12
Coding region: 316-2331 (671 amino acids)
Source: RefSeq, a predicted model, not a curated record
UUAGGUCAGUGCAAGCAGCCGGAGGGUCGAGCAGGGGGGCUGGAGGGGGAGCUACACAGACGGAAAACCGCCAGCAGUGGACUUCCUUUCUCCAAGGUGUCAGAAAAAAGUCGAGCAAAAAACGGAACCGCUCCUCAAACUUCAGCGCUCCGUGCUGAAAAAGGCUGGAAGAGCGGAGGAGAAGAGAGAAACGGGCGGCUGGAGCUGAGCAGGCAGGAGUGCCUCGAUAUCUAAUGAUCUAAAAAAGAAAAAGAAAGAAAGAAGUGAAGGAAAAAGGGGCUCUGCUGCCUGUGUUUUCAUGACCGGAGGCAAACGAUGGCUGACCAAGACACGAUGGUGAUCGAAGACAUCAUAACAGAUGCAAUGGCUGCUCCGUCGCCAGCAAAGAGUAUCGGCGACCCAGGCAUCACGCCUCUCUCACCAACACACAUAAUGAAGGAUGCAGAGCAGAAUGAGCCAGCGGGGCACUCUUUCGUUGUUGUCGUGGCCAUUGACUUUGGCACGACCUCCAGCGGCUACGCCUACGCCUUCACUAAAGAGCCGGAGUGCAUCCACACCAUGAGGCGCUGGGAGGGCGGAGACCCAGGAGUGUCCAAUCAGAAGACGCCAACCACCAUUCUGUUGACUCCGGAGAAGAAGUUCCACAGUUUCGGUUACGCAGCAAGAGACUUUUACCACGACCUGGACCCCACUGAGUCCAAACAGUGGCUCUACCUGGAGAAGUUUAAAAUGAAGCUUCACACGACUGCAAAUCUGUCCAUCGACACAGACCUUCAUGCAGCCAAUGGGAAGAGAGUGAAGGCGUUGGAUAUAUUUGCCUACGCUCUGGCCUUCUUCAAGGAACAGGCUCUCAAAGAGCUGAGUGACCAGGCAGGGGCGGAGUUUGAUAAUGCUGAUGUCAGAUGGGUCAUCACUGUUCCUGCUAUAUGGAAGAUGCCAGCUAAGCAGUUUAUGAGGGAGGCAGCGUAUAAGGCUGGGUUAGCAACCCGGGAUACCCCUGAUCAGCUGAUCAUCGCUCUGGAGCCCGAGGCUGCCUCCAUCUACUGCCGCAAGCUCCGCCUCCACCAGAUGAUUGACCUGGGAGCCAAGACGUCCAUAAACGGCUACGGUCCACCAGAGAACGUGGGGGCGGGCAUGGCCCAGGCCAAGGAUCAUGUGCGCCGCAACCGGCAGAGCCGCACCUUUCUGGUGGAAAAUGUCAUAGGAGAGCUAUGGUCCGAACUCAACGAAGGUGACCGUUACGUGGUGAUGGAUUGUGGCGGAGGGACGGUGGAUCUGACGGUGCAUCAGAUCCGGAUGCCCGAAGGUCAUCUGAAGGAGCUCUACAAGGCUUCAGGAGGUCCGUAUGGUUCUAUUGGCGUCGAUUAUGAGUUUGAGAAGUUGCUCUGUAAGAUCUUUGGUCAGGAUUUCAUUGACCAGUUUAAAGUCAAGCGUCCAGCGGCGUGGGUGGACCUGAUGAUCGCAUUUGAGUCCCGUAAGAGGGCGGCGGCUCCGGACAGGACGAACCCCCUCAACAUCAACCUGCCCUUCUCCUUCAUCGACUACUACAAGAAGUUCCGCGGCCACAGCGUGGAGCACGCGCUGCGCAAGAGCAAUGUGGACUUUGUAAAGUGGUCAUCUCAGGGCAUGUUGAGAAUGAACCCAGACGCGAUGAACGCCCUGUUUAAGCCCACCAUCGACCACAUUAUUCAGCACCUCAAGGAGCUGUUUGAGAGGCCUGAGGUGACAGACAUUAAGUUCCUGUUCCUGGUGGGCGGCUUUGCGGAGUCCCCUCUGCUCCAGAAGGCGGUACAGGAGAUGCUUCAGGGCCGGAGCCGCAUCAUCAUCCCUCAUGACGUGGGCCUGACCAUCCUCAAAGGGGCAGUGCUGUUUGGCCUCGACCCUGGCGUCAUCAAGGUACGCCGCUCGCCGCUCACCUAUGGCGUGGGCGUCCUGAACCGCUUUGUGGAGGGAAAGCACCCUCCCGAGAAGAUGCUGGUGAAGGAUGGGACGCGCUGGUGCACCGAUGUCUUCGACACUUUUAUCGCAGUUGACCAGUCGGUGGCGCUGGGUGAGACGGUGAAGCGCAGCUACACUCCGGCGAGGCCGAGCCAGCAGGUCAUCGUCAUUCACGUCUACUGCUCGGAGAAGGAGUCGGUGGGCUUCAUCUCGGACCCCGGCGUGCGGAAGUGCGGGACGCUGCGGCUGGACGUGAGCGGAACGGAGAGUCCGGCGGCGCGCAGGGAGAUCCAGACGCUCAUGCAGUUCGGAGACACCGAGAUACGCGCCAUGGCCAUCGACGUGGCAACCUCGCGUAGCGUCAAAGCUAGUAUCGACUUCCUCAGCCAGUGAGGAUAGAGGGAGAGGGAAGAAGUAAGGGAGAAGGAGGAAGGCUGUAGAUAAUGCUUUGCUGUGGUCACCAGCCCUACUAAUGGAGAUCUAAUUUCAUCAGUGUUCAGUUCCAGCCUAGUAGGAACACCAAUGAUGCAGCUCUGAUAAGCUGCGGGUGCGUAAGGCUGGGGUGGGAACAUACAGUACCAGUCUAGAGUUUCGACACAUUUGAUUGAAUGUUGAGCAGCACCAACGAAAUGGCAGGAAAAUGUAACAAAAAUACAAUCUGGUGCUUUAUCAUGUUUUCGCUUGAAAGUUUAUAAGCAUAACCAUUUAACCAGCUUAACUCUGAAAAAUGCAUUCGGAUUGUGUUAAACACAAAAAAAUCAUAUCAUAUGUUUGUUAGCUAACUUGCUAAUAAUGCUAACUUAACUUUUGUUCAUCUAGUUAAAGAGAAUCACUAGAUGGCUAGCAUAGCUACCUACCCAGCUUGCUAGCAAGCUCUUGGUAACUUAACAUUCGUGCUGCUCUAGCUUAGGCUAGGCUAGUGCUAGCUUAGCUUAGGGCUGUUCAGAAACAAAAUGAAUGGUUGAUUAUUAGUGCUAAUCACACUUAGUUUAGGCUACUACUAGCCUAGCUUCUAGUUGUUUGGGCAGACUUAUUGUCACUGUGGUUGAUCAUUAGUGCUAGUUAAGCUAAUGCUAUGCUAGCUAGCUAAGCUUAAAGUAAUUUGAACAGAAUCUUUCCAUGGUUGAUCAUUGGUUAACCUUAUGCAAGCCUAGCUUACAGUUGUACAGGCCAACUCUUUCUUCAAGGGUUUUUUAGUAAAGGGAAUGGUUACAUUUAGAACCAUGAGUUCUAUUUAGAACUAUUUCAUGCUUUGUUAUGAUGUCAA